AUGAUCCGUCGACUUAACUUUACUUUUCAAAGGAGAUUUAAGUUGCUUGUCCUGUCACUUCUCUUCCUUAUUUUCAUAAUGCAUUUUGCUCUAGACAUAUCCUCACUGUACGCAGUGUCCUGCCCCUGUGCAUCUAAUAAUCACCCUAGAGCCAAAGUCCAUGUGAUUCGAAAACCCCACAUUGUGCGGACAUUACAAGACUUCAGCAGUAGCAAUGGUUCAACUCAAAGAUCUUCAGUAGAUGAUGUCCAAGUGCAGAAAAUACAUCCUGCCAAAUCCAAGGUUACAAAUAAAUCAGCAAGAGGAUAUCCAGGUUCAAAGUUGGCUGCUUUGUUCAAACACCCAUUCUUUAAUACUCCAAUGCCAGAAAUAAAAGAAGAAGAUAAACUGUUUAGAGUUAACUCAAAGGAACGAUUUACAUUGAAAGGCAGCGGAAGCGAGGAAUGGAUCAGUGCUAAUGUGGAAUUCAUCCUUCCCACAGGUGAAUCACCAGCUGACACCUAUCCUACCUGGCUAAAAUUCCACAUCGGGAUUAAUCGUUAUGAGUUAUACCCAACCCAAGAUCCACUUAUACCUAUUCUGCUUAAGGAAAUGUCUACUCAACGUAUUCUUAACUCAGUUCAAAAACCUGGUGGGACGCAGCUCAAGCUUGUGAUGUCCUUUCCCAACUUUGGCCAGGCCUUAUUCAAGCCCAUGAAACAGACUCGGGACCAAGAGACUCCCCCAGAUUUUUUUUACUUCUCAGAUUUUGAGAGACACAACGCAGAGAUAGCAGCUUUUCACUUGGACAGGAUCCUCGGUUUCCGCAGAAUCCCACCAGUGGUUGGGCGUCUGGUGAAUAUCACUAAAGAGAUCAGAGACAUCACAACAGACAAAAAGUUGGCUAAGACUUUCUAUAUCUCACCAGCUAACAAUGUUUGCUUCUACGGUGAGUGCUCCUACUACUGUUCCACAGAGCAUGCUUUGUGUGGGAACCCAGACCUUCUGGAAGGGUCAUUGGCUGCCUUCUUACCAGAUACAGUGCUGGCAAACAGGAAAUCCUGGCGCAGCCCCUGGAGACGUUCCUAUCAUAAGAGUAAAAAGGCAGAUUGGGAGCUUAAUCCAAAUUAUUGUGACACAGUAAAAAAGACACCUCCUUACGAUAAAGAUACCCGGCUCUUGGACCUUAUAGAUCUUACUAUCCUGGACUUUUUUAUGGGCAACCAAGAUCGCCAUCACUAUGAGACUUUUGAAAAAUUUGGAAACAACACCUUUCUAUUACAUCUGGACAAUGGGAGAGGGUUUGGACGUCACUCAUAUGAUGACCUUUCAAUUCUUGCUCCACUCCAGCAGUGCUGUAGAAUUAAGAAGUCCACCAUGCAGCGACUGCAGCUUUUGGCAACUGAGCCUUACCGUUUAAGUGAUGUCAUGCGGGAAUCUCUCUCUUCAGACCCACUGACACCUAUCUUGACAGAGCCUCAUCUUGCUGCCCUUGACCGCAGACUUGGCAUAACCCUUGGCAUUAUAAAACAAUGCCUCAGGAAGGAAGGAUACCAAAGGGUCAUGCAUGAUGAUUGGACUAGCUAGGCAGCAGGGAAUGACACAUUUAACUCAUGGGAUCCACCA
Spea bombifrons (plains spadefoot toad) is the source of this 1605-nucleotide messenger RNA. RefSeq names its product extracellular serine/threonine protein kinase FAM20C-like. NCBI's taxonomy places the organism in Eukaryota, Metazoa, Chordata, Amphibia, Anura, Pelobatidae. The coding region runs from base 1 to 1566 and encodes 521 amino acids. Gene Ontology annotation, biological process: protein phosphorylation. Gene Ontology annotation, cellular component: Golgi apparatus. The transcript is spliced from 10 exons. The record is from RefSeq and is a predicted model, not a curated record. Gene Ontology annotation, molecular function: phosphotransferase activity, alcohol group as acceptor.